Messenger RNA from Zingiber officinale, 3763 nucleotides. Its product is annotated as pumilio homolog 5-like. Gene Ontology annotation, biological process: post-transcriptional regulation of gene expression. Lineage: Eukaryota; Viridiplantae; Streptophyta; Magnoliopsida; Zingiberales; Zingiberaceae. Gene Ontology annotation, molecular function: mRNA binding. Bases 371 to 3412 code for a protein of 1013 amino acids. The record is from RefSeq and is a predicted model, not a curated record. Gene Ontology annotation, cellular component: cytoplasm. The transcript has 10 exons.
UAGAAGCGACAGCUUGGAGCAGCGAGAGAGGGGGAGAGAGAAGGGGGUGGGCGAGGGAAGAUAGUGAGCGAGGGACCUGGUUCGUCAUCCGCCAGCCUUGUUCGAUUUCUCCUCCGUAAUGAGCCAGAGCUGUUAAAGAUUGCUGUUUGACCAUUGGAUUUGGGGGAUCGGGAAGUCAAUGUCUCGUGAUCUGGGUAAAGCAGGAACUGACUGCUUUGUAUGUUUGUGAGUUGAUCUUGGCUUCUUUGAAGAAGGUACUUUGCCUGUGAAUUGCUGACCACCAAAUUUCACCUGGAAAUCACUCCUAGUACAACUAUAAAACUUUGGCCUUUCAUAAAUGAAUUAUCUGGAAAAAAGCAGCUUCAGAUAAAUGGCUACAGAGAAUCCAUUGAGGUUCAUAGGGAAUACUGGAGCUGGGAACUGGGCCCUUGAUAAGGAUCCAUCAGAAUUUACAUCGUCUGGUAAUUUAAUUUCAGAAGAUUUGGGUCCACUUUUAGAGGGGCAAAGGUAUCUUGGAGGCAAUGGAAUUAAUGGUCUCAGUCGAAGUGGAAGUGCACCUCCGAGUAUUGAAGGUUCCCGUGCAGCUUUUGAUAUCUUGAAAGGCCAGAUUGCUGAUGUGGAUGGUAGUUUGGAGAACCUAAACAAUGCAGCACAAAAUUGUAAUUCUGAAGAGGAACUACGUGCCCAUCCAGCUUAUUUAGCAUACUACUGUGCUAACGUAAACUUGCAACCAAGGCUUCCUCAGCCUCUGAUCUCUCGGGAGAAUCGACAUAUGAUGCAACAGAUUGGCAAAAUUGGUCAGAGUAGGAGAUUGCCUUUAUUUGAUGACAACAGCAAAACAUCUUUCUUUGGUUCUCGACCUGUCCUAUCUACUCAUAACGAGGAAUCUGAGGAUGAUAGGUCACCUAGAACUGAACCUAGAAAAUCGGUGGAUAAGAAAGCUGAUGUUCUUCCAUUUAAUUUUUCUCUUUCUGAAGGACAGCAUAAUGCUAUGGUAGAUUCAGUGGAGGAAGAUUUUCCUCAGACUUCAUAUCCUUUAUAUCAUGACCAUUCUCAUACUUCAAGACAAACAUUGCUAGAUCAAGAAUCCAACCAGAAUUUGUUUUCGAAUGCUGUACAUGAUUCUUCUGUUGGCAUUACUAUGCUACAGCCUAGAAAAAACAGUGUAGGCCUUCAUGCUCGUUCUUCUCACAGAGGUUCACAUUCAGUUGGAUCCAUAUCAAGUGGUGAUCUUGGUGGCAUGCCAAUUUCAUGUGCAACAUCGACUGAGAAGACACUAAUUCAAACUGAAACUAGCAGUGGCAGCACCAAUUUUGAGAACGGUGUUUCACCUGGUGGUAUGGUCAGGUUAGGUAUUGGUAAUAUCAAAGAUGAAAUGAAGAAGCUAAGGUUAUCUUCUGCUGGCUACACAACCAAUGAAAGGCGACAUACCCAGCCAGGUGAUUUGCAUUCACAAAGCUCAUUUGCUCGUGCUCAGCUUGGUCAGUCUCAGAUGACUGCUUCAGGAAUACAACAUUCUCAAAGUUCUGGGAGUCAUUCUUCUCAUGGCCAACCAAAAUUAUCUGCAGUUGAGGUGCGACCACUAUCACAAUCUUCCAGUAUUUCUCCCUUGUAUGUCACAGCAAUGGCAUAUGGAGCUCCAUAUUACCAUACUCUGCAAUCUACUAGCCUACUCCCUUCUCAGUUUGGCAUAAGCGGAUACACAUUAAAUCCUUCACUAGUUCCAUCCUUGGUUACUGCAUAUCCUCAUCAUCAGAAUGUUGUUCCAGUGCCUUUUGAGAAUGCAGUUGGAGCAGAAUUCAAUACUAGAGUUCCAGGAGUUACAUCAGGAGGAAAUGAUUUUUCUGGUGCUGACGUUCAGCAGUUAUAUAAGAUGUAUGGACAAUUGAGUUUGCCUAUGCAGCCUCCCUUUACUGACUCUUUAUAUAUGCCUUUCUAUCAACAUCAUUCAGUUGAUGCUUAUAGUACUACAGCUGCUGUUCAAUAUGAGCCAAUGAUAUCCAGGGGAAAUGCUGUAGGAAGCUUACCAGGCCUCUAUGAUCCACAACAAGCUCAGGGUUCUACAUAUCUAUCUGAACAAACAUUCCAAGUCACCAGAGGUAGCAGUGUCAGUACCCUGAAUACUGCUAGAGGGGGCACUGUCAGUCCUACUUACUAUGGGAGUCCCACAAGUAUUGGUGUGAUGAUGCCAUUUUCAAAUUCUCCAAUGGGCAGUCCUGUUUUUCAAGGACCUUCAGUGGCUGGAACAAGCUUUUCAGGAAGGAAAAAUGACAACAUUAAGUAUCCAUUCAGCUCUGAGAGACAUACUGGUUCUUUAUCAGGGUGGCAAAGCCAAAGAGGGCACGAGAAGUUUGAUGAUCCAAAGCCUUUCUCUUUCCUUGAAGAGCUCAAGUCCAACAAAGCUCAUAGAUAUGAGUUGUCUGACAUUGUUGGACGUGUUGUUGAAUUUAGCGCCGACCAACAUGGUAGUCGAUUUAUCCAACAAAAGUUAGAGAUUUGUAGUGUUGAUGAGAAGGCUUCAGUUUUCAGUGAAGUACUUCCAUAUGCUUCUUCGUUAAUGAUUGAUGUAUUUGGGAACUAUGUUAUUCAAAAGUUUUUUGAACAUGGGAGCCCUGAACAGAGGAAAGAGCUUGCUGAUAAGCUUGUUGGCAAUAUCUUACCAUUGAGUCUUCAAAUGUAUGGUUGCCGCGUUAUUCAGAAGGCUCUGGAGGUUAUUGAUCUUGGUCAGAAAACACAGCUAGUGCAAGAACUUGAUGGAAAUGUCAUGAGAUGUGUUCGUGAUCAGAAUGGGAAUCAUGUGAUUCAGAAGUGCGUUGAGUGUAUAUCAACAGAAAAAAUUGGCUUCAUUAUAUCUGCUUUCCAUGGGCAAGUUGCAACACUUUCUACACAUCCUUACGGUUGCCGUGUGAUUCAGAGAGUACUGGAGCAUUGUAGCGAUGAAUCUCAAAGCCAAUUCAUCGUGGAUGAGAUUUUGCAGUCAGCUUGCCUACUUGCACAGGAUCAGUAUGGCAAUUAUGUCACACAGCAUGUUUUGGAGAGGGGAAAACCACAUGAAAGAAGUCAGAUUAUCAGCAAAUUAUUUGGGCAGAUUGUACAGAUGAGUCAGAACAAGUUUGCUUCAAAUGUUAUUGAAAAGUGUUUAGCAUAUGGUAGUACCGAAGAGAGGGAUCUCUUGAUUAAGGAAAUAGUGGGACAAACUGAAGAAAAUGACAAUUUAUUGGUGAUGAUGAAGGAUCAAUUUGCAAAUUAUGUGGUCCAAAAGAUUCUCGAAACAUGCACCGACAAGCAUCGGGAAAUCCUGCUCAACCGCAUCAAAGUUCAUCUGCCGGCUUUGAAGAAAUACACUUACGGGAAACAUAUAGUCUCUAGGAUCGAACAAGUAUACGGCGAAGAUGUCCUUGAAGUACCAUAAAACAAGAAGAGAAGCCGCUUGCCUCGGUGAUCCUAAUGAAGGAGAAUUCCAAGAAACUCCUCGAGGUGGCUUCUGUCAUACCUUUUUCAAUGCACAGGUCAGGCUUACAACAAGUAGAUUCUUACUUCAGGUGUGUAUCGCAUCUAUUUAAUGACCUAAAUUUGGUAUUUUGUGUAUCUAAACUAUUUAUAGGUGUCUAGCUUAGCGUAUCUGAAGGUGUAUAUUGAUAGUACAUACGGCGUAUGUUCUUCGUAGCCUUGCUUGAUAGUAUUAUGCUGAUUUGGGUAUACAUGCCUGUUACAAAUAUAUCUUUGAGUAGGUUAAGCUCCUAGUCGAUCUGUUUGUUUCCUA